AAACAGGUCCGUGACAGUCUCAAGUUUACAGCACAGCGGUGAGAACAAAGACGGUUUGGCAUAAUUAUUUACCACUGUAAAAACCCUAUUCCUGUUACCAAGUGCAUUGAAACGGUUGCUUAGACCAUGAGGUGUAAGGAGUCGAAAACGCCUCAUUGUGUAUUUAAAACUUCCAUCGAAUGUUCAGAAUCUUGUUUCUGUUUGGGAUCCAUGUGAAGUGUCUACAUAAAGAUUGUUUAAUUUCAGUCCGGUAAAGGGAAGUGGAAGGACACAGGUGCUCCCAAUGUGUAAAAGAAGAAGUGGAUUGCAAAUCUUUACCCCCCCUCAAGAUUAAGGUUCAAUACAUCUGUCUAUGGCAGGAAAGUGUCCAUAGUGCUCAUACAUUUUCGGCAAGGUUCUACAAGGAUUUUUGGACUUCCCAAAUAGAUGCUGUCAAUCUCUGAGCUUUCUGGAAGCUGUUGAACGGUCUUAAGUCAGUCUAAAACUUACACUUGACCCUUUGUGAUCAUGACAUUACAACCAGGUUACUCUAUUAACUCCACUGCGGAGGACCAGGACAGCGACUCUACACCACUUUUAGAAAAAGAAGUUGAAAAAAUUACAGCGACUCCCAAAUGCUGCUCUGUACGAUGCAAUCUGGCUGCUAUGAUGUUCUUUGGUUUUGCUGUGGUCUAUGGUCUACGUGUAAAUCUCAGUGUUGCUAUGGUUGCCAUGGUUAAUGGAACCAAUGACCAGUCAUCUCUCAAUAGCAAUGUGUCAAAUGAAUGUCCAGUACCCCCCCAUACACUUGACAACAACAGCCAAAGCUCAGAACAGACAGAUGGGAUUCCAACAUACCCAUGGAAUUCAGAGACACAGGGAAUGCUGCUUGGUGCUUUCUUUUUUGGAUACUUGUUUACUCAGAUCCCAGGUGGAUACCUUUCAGGUCACUUCGGAGGAAGCAUCUUCCUUGGUGGGGGUGUGCUUGGAACGGCAGUCCUUACCCUCCUCACUCCACUAUCAGCAAAACUUGGAGCCAAAUGGCUGUUUGCCUUACGUGCACUGGAGGGUUUUGGUGAGGGUGUGACUUUCCCUGCCAUGAUGGCCAUGUGGGCCCGCUGGGCUCCUCCGUUGGAGAGGGCCCGUCUGAUGACCUUCUCAGGUGCAGGGUCUAGCUUUGGGGCCUUUGUGGCUCUUCCUCUCACCGGUUUUAUCUGCCAUAGUCUGGGUUGGCCAGCAGUCUUCUACUUUUGCGGUGGUGCUGGGUGUCUUUGGGCAGUUUUUUGGUUCAUCUUGGUGUCAGAUGAGCCAAGAACUCACCCCAGAAUCAGUGACCAAGAGAAAGAUUACAUAAUUAACUCAAUAGGUUCACAGGGGACACCACAUGGUUGGUCAGUACCUGUAGUAUCUAUGCUGUUCUCCAUGCCUCUUUGGGCCAUUAUCAUCCCACAGAUGUGUAGCAACUGGUCUUACUACACUCUGCUCACCUCACUUCCUAUCUACAUGGACAAUGUGCUCCACUUUGAUUUACGGCAGAAUUCGUUACUCUCUGCUCUCCCUUACCUGGCUGGCUGGCUGUUCUCAGUGGGUGCAGGUGUGUUAGCAGACACACUUCUGGAGAGGGAGCUCCUGAGUGUCACAGUUGUCAGAAAAAUCUUCACUUUUAUUGGUCUGUUUCUACCUGCUGUGUGCCUGCUUGCUGUAGGCUUCUCGGGUUGUAGUGGUGUGCUGGCUGUGACAUUUCUUACUACAUCCAGUGCGCUCGGCGGUUUCAGUGCUGCUGGCGUCUACAUUAACCAGAUUGAUAUUGCACCAAGGUAUGCGGGCAUGCUUCUAGGAAUCACCAACACUUUUGGGACCAUUCCUGGUGUUCUUGCACCAAUUGUAGUGGGUUACAUGACCAAAGAUCACUCAGUUAUGGGAUGGAGACACGUGUUCUGGUUGUCCGCAGGAGUGAGUGCCUUUGGAGCCAUCUUUUACGUGAUCUUUGGCACUGGAAAGAUUCAGAGCUGGGCGAGGACAGAUGAGGAAUCAGAGGCAGAUAUGCACAAUUAAAACAUUCCCGUCGACCAAUUCAGAAGGAAGCAGUAAAUUUACCUUAUUUAAUUGUUUUAAUCUAUACUCAAGACACUCUUCGGGUAUUCUUUAAUUAUACUUCACUCAGGGCUUUUAAUAGAGUGCUGUUUACUGCUCUGGUACUUUUCUACCAGUUGUUAAACAGUUAAGAGUUCAGCUAUAUAUCAUUUCAUUAUUAUCAUAAAAUGUCCACUUGUCUUUAUGGUAUGUGUUGUGUAAUAUCACAUAUAUUUAUCUCAUAAUCAAUGUAAUAAUAUUUUACAAAUGUGAAAUAGAACAGAUUAGGGGGACCAUUCAACCAUACUUUUACAAUAUUGGGAGAUACUUGUUUAUUAGCACUUUAAUGGCUCAGUAUAACCCUUGUUCAUGCUUUAAUAAUAAAAAAGGUAGUUGUGCUAGUGCUGCAUAGGUCAUGAAUUUUAAACAGGAUAAAUAAUUAUGCGCCAUUAAUUUGUGUCAUUGUACACAGCUGGGCAUGUAAUUUUCAUUUAAAGCAUAGUUUAUAACAGUUUGACUGACAGAGACGGUACAUUCAUAUUUACUUGAAAAUGAAUCAGUUUUGUCACAUUAAAAUCUUCCUCUGCUUAAUAGAGACAAUCAGAAAGGGAACAUCAAUAUGUUUAAAAUGUGUUAAAUUAAUGUACAAUAUUCAUUUGGAAACUUGAAAAGUUUAAUAUUUUGAUUGUUUAAGCAGUUUACCAUUGAAUGGUUUUUAAUUGUAUAAGUUAAUACGUUUUUUUUUUGUUUUUUUUUUUUAAAUGUAAUGAAUCAUACUGCUAUACUUUAAUGUCAAAAUGGUACGAAUAAGGAUACUUUUAAUGGUCCAGUAUUAUGUAUGAUGGUUAAUCACAAUGUAUUGUGAUUUUGGGUCGUGCUUGAUAAAUGCAAUAUUAUUAUUUUUACAUUGUUACAAAUGUAUUUCUAAUGGUUUCUAGUAAUACACAACAGAAUAUUGAACUUAAUUCUCAUCUGAAUAUAAGAAAAAUGGGGGCAACUUAACAGUAAAUGUAAACAUAUUGUC
This is a messenger RNA of Xyrauchen texanus (razorback sucker), 3076 nucleotides long. RefSeq names its product sialin. The record is from RefSeq and is a predicted model, not a curated record. NCBI's taxonomy places the organism in Eukaryota, Metazoa, Chordata, Actinopteri, Cypriniformes, Catostomidae. The transcript is spliced from 13 exons. The coding region runs from base 508 to 2034 and encodes 508 amino acids. Gene Ontology annotation, biological process: monoatomic anion transport; transmembrane transport. Gene Ontology annotation, molecular function: transmembrane transporter activity.